Molecule: messenger RNA, 1196 nt
Organism: Centruroides sculpturatus (bark scorpion)
Lineage: Eukaryota; Metazoa; Arthropoda; Arachnida; Scorpiones; Buthidae
Product: inducible metalloproteinase inhibitor protein-like
Exons: 4
Coding region: 342-815 (157 amino acids)
Source: RefSeq, a predicted model, not a curated record
ACUUACAAUGGAGAAGCUGGUUAUCUAAACGCAUUUCAUUAUUAAGAUUAAUGAAGGAAGUGAGAGUGUGACAUCAUCCAUUGGCUUCAAGGCAUUCGAGUGACCUAGACUCGCAAACCUAGAUUCCAUUUUCUCUAAUUGUUCCAUAACUGUUGUUAUUGUUGUGUUUUACUUUUAACUUGCAGUGAAAUUCGGUAAAUAUACAAACAAUUUUUAAUUAUUAUAUUACCUUUUAUCCAGCAAUACGAUGACAUUGAUAUAUAGUUUAUGUAUAUUAAAAAAAAAAAUUGAACUUUCCUGUUUUGGUAGUUAAGUUUCAAAGAAAAGUGUUGCGCAACUUUAUGUUGUUACAUUCAAUUUAUUCGCUUGACUUAUCAAUCUACGCUUAUUGUAAACGGGUGCGCAUCAUGUGGAAAUUACUUAAACUGAUUAUUGUGGUUACUGCCGUUAACGGAGUACCUAUUAAUCAGCUUUGUGGAAAGAACGAAGAGUUUAGACACCAAAGCUGCGAGCCGACUUGUAACAGGGUUCAUGAUCAACCUUGCUCUGUUGUGGAGAAAUAUGACGGUUGCUUUUGUAAAACAGAUUUUAUAAGAGAUGAAAAAAAUAAAUGUAUUCCGGUUGGCGAAUGCAGUAAAAAAAUGUGCAAUAUGCCAAAUGAAGAAUUAAAUUUAAAUGGAGAUUUAAGAUUUUGCAAUGGAUCCGGAACUUAUUAUACUACAAAAUUUAAAUUCGAUGUAAUAAAAAUAUGUUUCUGUAAGGACGGAUACGCUAAGAAACAUGAUGCGUGUGUCCCUAUUAAAGAAUGCACGUAAGUCUAUAAAAAGAUCCAACAUUAUAGAGGCGUUGAACUGUAUAUAAACGAGUAUUCCAUACGUCAUUUCUGCAUAUUUAUCUAACAUGCUUCAAGCAAUUGUACAUAGUUUUCAAACGUGGAGUUUUACUAGUGCUUUUAUCUAACCGGAUUCAACAGAUAAUUAUCCAAAAGAUCCAUCUUGUAUAAAUCAUAUUUCAUUGAAAGGUGCAAAAGCCAAAGAAGAAGGAACAAGUUGGCAUUAUAUUAUUAUUAUUAUUAUUAUGACCGGAAUGUUAUUUAUUGUAUCAUGAGUUUGCUUUACAUGUUUAUGAUCGUUUUAUGUAAUGAAUAUGUACUCAGGAAUAUUUAUAAAUAUAAAAUUAAUUUCUUAGAUAUUGUA